Molecule: messenger RNA, 4068 nt
Organism: Penicillium pulvis
Lineage: Eukaryota; Fungi; Ascomycota; Eurotiomycetes; Eurotiales; Aspergillaceae
Product: C2 domain protein
Exons: 3
Coding region: 1-4068 (1355 amino acids)
Source: RefSeq, a predicted model, not a curated record
AUGUCGACAGCAUCUAGUCAGUCCCGAGGAGUCAACCGACGGAUCAACAGUAUCCAAAAUGAAGGUCGCCAUUCGCGCAACUCCUCCGUUUCACGGCGCCGACCACUCAGCGCCAACGUCGCGUGCAGCCAUGCGCUCCGCGUAGCCUACCUCGCCUAUCUCCUACACCCGCGAUCUCGUCGCACUCAGAGCGUACCCGCCGCGCCGGCGCGGCCCAAGCGAUCAAAUACCUCGAUUCAUGAUUUGAUGAGUGACUUUUCGCUGGUCAGGGAUUCUAAGAGCACACGAAUUCCUCAUGGCUUUGUGGCCGAGCUGGAGCAACGGUUGACGGGCGUUUUGAUAGGAAAAGAGAAGCGGAAGGAGUACCAGGACCAUCUGGUAGUGCGCACAUUUGCUGCCUUUCUUAAUGUGCUAAAGGAGGAUUCCUUCCGCAAGCGCAUGGAAAAGGACCGGCGGGCGGAGGACCUGGUUCUAAUUUUCUAUUCAAAUGCGAUCAAGGAGUUGAGCAAGGGCAAAGAGCAUGAUGACGAUGGCUGGAAGCUCAUGGUGGAUCGACACGUUGCGCUGUUUGUCCGAUUGCUUGCGCUGGUUCUGAAAGCACAUGAAGGGGGCAAGGACCGCCCAGAGCUGGCAAAUCGAUUGUCUGUACUGGAGAACAAGCUUCUAGUGCAGGACCAGGACUUAACGAACGCGAACAGUACGGCCUCAACCAUCGAGGUUGUCGCUCCAUUGAGCUACAACGUCAAGGACAUGCCCCUGGUGCAACAUGUGGCCAAAAUCUUCGGAAUGACGACUUCCCAAGCUCAAGCCGAGAUUGACAAACACAAGAAAACCUGGACGGCGAAAGCCGCAUUGCAGGACCUCAAGACCUACCAAACUCAUUUGAGUCUUCAAACCCACAAGACAUUGUCGAGGGAUGACUUCGAGACGGAUGACGCCUAUGAGAGCUGGAAGAAAAGCGAGGGUCCAGAACUCUCGCAGAUGAUGCUUUCCAUCAUGCAAUCCAAUCCAGAGCUGGCUAAGAGCACACCCGGCACUCUGCCUCAGCUCAGCUCGCCAGUAGAGGACGACUUGUCCAGAAUAUCCUCUGGUCGUACUGACCGAACAUCUUAUGGUAUUGACUCGCCUAUUGAUAUCAGCGGACUUUCUUUGGGUGGCUCUGAUGGCGACUCAGAGGAGUCAGAUACUUAUAUAUUCAUCCCCUCUGAUCCUCGGACUUUAUACAGGUUUAUCUUGUCACAAACCUUGGCUCAUGACUUGCGAGAACGUGAGACUGAGGGCGCCCAAGCCACGUCCGAUGCCCCAUCCACGAAAUUCCUAUCCAAGCAAUCAUCAGAAAUGCUGAAUGAAAUCUGUCUCCGCUGGCGGCUUCCGACUUUCUCUCGCGUUGUGCUGUUCUUGGAUGUGGUGCAAUCCAAGUUUGUGGAUAAUGAAAUCGACCUCAACACCCUAGACUCGGCAUUUACCUUUGCUAAAGAGUCGCCUCCUGUUGAAAAUCGAAACAAACGCAGCAGUUUCGUGGCUCCAUCUGUCUUUGACCGACGGAAAUGGACUGUGCAUGACAUCCAAACGAUGCAGCAUCUCCUUUCCAAGAUUCAUGAAGCUUUGCUACGCGAACUUUACGAUGUGAUGAUGGACUGCUUCGAGACAAAACCACGUCCACUUGGACCUGUCAUGUACGUGCUUGAGAAUCACAUCCAAAUGGAUCCACAUUAUACAGAGAAUCCUGAGGAUAUUGAUCGAUUCGGCUCAUACGUACAAGACGGUCUUGCCCAAAAAGCGACGGAAAAGUAUCAGAGACUUCUAAGCCAGUUGAUCUCCGUCAAUCAGGAAGAUUGGCGGGUCGACGAUAUCAUUCAGUUGGGUGAUGCGAUUUCAAAGCUUGCACUGAAGAUUCAAAAGCGGUACAGGAAUAACCCUGAGAUUAUGGGUGUGAACCCAUAUACAACACUUUGUCUCAAUGUGCUCCCCAUGUUUGCUGAAGAUGCGCAGGAAAUGGUCAUUCGAAUCAUCGAGCAAACCAAGGCUCGGGGUGAAGAGAUCGCUAUCGAGGAGGGCUUCGAACUCUAUAGAGCCCUUGCUACGAUCAGGCGUCUGUUCACUAGCACAAUUGCGGAUGACCCUUUCCCAUUCCAUAUUGAAAGUCUACUGGAAGAAUUCGUCUGGCGUUGGCUGCGUUUGACAGACCAGAGUGUAAUGGAAUGGGUCAAUCAAGCUACUAGACAGGACGCAUUCUCCGUUCGUGCAGAUGAAGCGACCGAGGAUGUCCCAGAGGACAAUCGGCACAGUGUCUCCGUUAUCGAUGUGUUUCGAUCCUUCAACCAAGUGGUGGAGAACCUGGUACAGCUAGAGUGGGACGAUGAUCUUCAAUAUGCGAAAUUCAUGACUGCAUUAUCUAGCUCCAUCGGGAAAGGUGUUGCGAAAUACUGUGAAUUCUUGGAGCAAAUGUUUGCCCGAGAGAUGGACCGACUCACACCAGAGCAAGAGGCAGCUUUGAACCAAACUACCCAGGAAAAGCUUAUGCAAUUCGCUAAAGACACGUGGACGAGCAAAGACAAAAUUGAGCCGUUCCAGUUCUCCUCAGAGUCGCUGGUGAAGUUGAAUAACAUCGAGUUUGCCCUUCAGCAAUUGGACGCCCUUGAACGUGAGAUCAAUGUCGAUGGUUGCGCCGAAGUCAUUGCAAAGCACAGUCCUCCCGCGCUUAAGAAGGUCCGCAAGUCAACCACUUAUGUCUUCACAAUCAAGGUUGUGGAAGCAGAAGACUUAAAAGCCUGUGAUAUGAAUGGUGCCAGCGAUCCGUAUGUGGUUCUAACGGACGAAUAUCAAAAACGGAUUGCCAAGACUCGUAUCAUUUACAACAACCUCAAUCCCCGCUGGGAAGACUCAGUGGAUAUCACAACCCAAGGCCCUUUGAACAUAAUCGCUACAAUUUGGGACUGGGAUGCAGUGGGUGAUCACGACUAUGUCGGCCGAACAUCCAUCAAGCUUGACCCAGUCCAUUUCAGUGACUUCUUGCCGAGGGAGUACUGGCUCGAUCUGGAUACUCAAGGACGACUUUUACUCCGUGUCAGCAUGGAGGGAGAGCGUGAUGAUAUCCAAUUCUACUUUGGUAAAGCCUUCCGUACCCUCAAACGAACAGAAAGGGACAUGACUCGAAGGAUUACCGAGAAGCUUUCUGCGUAUAUCAGCUAUUGUUUAUCACGUCGAACAUUGAAGUCAUUACUCUCCCGCGGCAUCAGCAUGUCGACUGUGUCGAAUUUCCUAAACCGCAACCGAGCGCCACAGACUUCGGCCGGGCCCACACCGGCUGACGUCGAGAAUGCUCUAACGCCUUUGUUUAACUACUUCAAUGAUAACUUUGCCAUCAUGAACAAAACACUGACUGGGGAGGCUAUGCGAAUGGUCAUGGCUCGUCUGUGGAAAGAGGUCCUUGCAACCAUCGAGAGCUUACUGGUUCCACCUCUAUCGGACAAGCCAUCCCAUCAGAAGCCACUCACCAUCCAAGAAGUGGACAUCGUAUCACGCUGGCUCGUGUUGCUAUUGAGUUUCUUCCACGCGGUGGAUGAAGAAACCGGAGAAGCUGGUGGUGUUCCCAUCGACAUUUUGAAGUCUCCGAAGUACCAUGAGAUCCAAAGUCUGAAUUUCUUCUACUUUGAACCUACUGAGAACUUAAUCCGCACUUCGGAGCGGAUGGCCUCGGCAACUGUGAACCGCCAACAGGCCAAUCGCAACCGUACCUCUGCCCCCGCUCACCUUGGAGCCACUGGCCCCGGCUACGGUGGAUUAGGUGUUCCCACUGCACGUCGUGCAAAGAGCAUUAUGCUUUCGCGCAACCUGGGUACCAUGAAGAAGAUGAAGGAAGAGAAGCGCCGCGAUGCCCAGGCCGAUCCGAACGACGACAUGAUCCUGCGUAUCCUUCGCAUGCGACCUGAAGCAGCCGGUUAUCUCCGUGAUCGCAGCCGUCAAAAGGAAAGAUUGGCUGCAGCUGCUGCCGCUGAUGCCAUCGUGAAGCAAAGUUUGAUGGCCGGGGUCGGCAGUCGAAUGAGUGGGACGAUCCCCCAGCGCUGA